Messenger RNA from Colletotrichum truncatum, 1521 nucleotides. RefSeq names its product major facilitator superfamily transporter. Lineage: Eukaryota; Fungi; Ascomycota; Sordariomycetes; Glomerellales; Glomerellaceae. Gene Ontology annotation, biological process: transmembrane transport. Gene Ontology annotation, cellular component: membrane. The record is from RefSeq and is a predicted model, not a curated record. Gene Ontology annotation, molecular function: transmembrane transporter activity.
AUGGCAGUGCAACGGGCACAGGAGGGCAACAGCCUGCAGGCGAGUUGUCUUGACGACCUCAAAGAAAAUCACGGCGACCAACCGCUUCACGUUGAGGCCAGCAACUCUGCAGAAGAGAAAGACGUCGAAGGGGCCACACCGCCGACAUGGACAAAAGAGGAAGAAAAAAAAGCGUUGAGGAAGCUUGAUUGGAAUCUCAUUCCUUUACUCGGGUCAUUGUAUCUCGUAUCAUAUAUCGACCGUGGUAACAUUGGAAACGCCUACACAGCUGGCAUGGGCCACGAUUGGGGUAUUACAUCUGAGGAUUACUCUUGGAUUGUGACUGUCCUGUACAUCGGAUACAUUUUGUUUCAUUGGUUGAUUUUAGUUUGGACCUUCGUCCCGUUGCCUCUUUGGACGGCCCUAAUGGCGAUCGGCUGGGGCUCAAUGAGCAUGCUUCAGGCGGUAACGCACAACUUCGCUGGUAUCAUGGCGCUGCGGUUUCUUAUCGGGGCAUUUGAGGCUGGUUUUGUCCCAGCCGUUGCUCUGUAUAUGACAUUUUUCUAUCACCGAGGAGAGAUGGGCCUCCGAUAUGGCCUGUUCAUUUCAUUUUCACCUCUUGCCAGCUGUUUUGCCUCUGCCUUGGCAUACGGCCUGGUCACUGUGAAGGCAUCGAUUCCAAAUUGGAAACUUUUAUUCCUCGUGGAGGGCGCCCCUACGAUUCUCCUCGCCGUAGUUGCUUACUUUUACCUACCCCCUUCUCCCUCUCAAUGCCGAUUCCUCGCAGCCCGAGAGAACGAAAUCAUCAGUCUUCGUGCUUUCAAGGGAAGAGGCGAGAAAAGAGAAGGCACCCUUAACUUGAAGCAAGCGUUUGCGGCCUUCUACGACUACAAGAACUACCUUCAGGCGAUGAUCAUCUUUUGCCUCAACACAGCCUUCGGCUCUCUCCCUGCCUAUCUCCCCACCAUCCUCCAGUCGAUGGGUUACACCUCGCUCAACGCACAAGGCUUUUCGGCCUGCCCUUAUCUUUCUGCCUACGUGGUUUGCGUGACCGCGAGCUUUUUGUCGGAUCGCUUCAGAACCCGUGGAAUCUUUGUGGUCUUAUUUUGCUGUGUCGGUGCAGCUGGAUACGUCCUGCUGGCAAUUGUACACACAACUGGCGUGCGAUAUUUUGCCACAUUUCUCGUCUGUGCAGGUGUAUUCCCGGCAGUGGCACUCACUUUUACGUGGGUGACGGAUAACCAGGGCUCGGCUUCGAAAAGAGGUGCUGGACUGGCAAUCUUUGGCAUGGUUGGACAGUGCGGUCCAAUUCUAGGAGCUCGCCUUUUUCCAAAAACCGAGCAGCCUUGGUACUCCAAGGGCAUGUGGAUUUGCGCCGGCAUUUUGUUUGCUGCCGCCAUUCUAGCCACCAUACUUAGUUUGUCUCUGAGGUAUCAAAACAAGAAGCGUGACGAGAAACACGGCAAGAGCGAUUUGGACUAUGUUCCGAGCGAGGUCUCUGACGAGGGCGAUAGCCACCCAAUGUACCGCUAUGUUCCUUGA